Molecule: messenger RNA, 2497 nt
Organism: Cucurbita maxima (winter squash)
Lineage: Eukaryota; Viridiplantae; Streptophyta; Magnoliopsida; Cucurbitales; Cucurbitaceae
Product: protein EXECUTER 2, chloroplastic-like
Exons: 11
Coding region: 229-2214 (661 amino acids)
Biological process (GO): singlet oxygen-mediated programmed cell death; response to singlet oxygen
Cellular component (GO): thylakoid membrane
Source: RefSeq, a predicted model, not a curated record
GUGGCACGAGAGCUGUUUCUCUUCGUGGGGAACAAUCACGUAAGAAACCUACAAAUUUGAUGGGUAUUCUUAUUCUAAUAGGCUAAAAAGUUAUCCAAGAGGGGAAGGAUUCUAUCCUUUCAUCGAUCACAGCCUUCUUUCUCUCAUUUCCGUCUCAUACCUACACACAAAAAUAAUUUAACGCCACCCAGAAGAAGAACAAGAAGAAGAAACGGUGAAAUCUUUGAGAUGGGGGUCGCUAAUACUUCAUGGGUUGCCGGCCAAGCUAUACCCAUGCUUCAAUUCACUCCCUUUUGCUGCUUCGAUUUACCCUUCAAGAAAUCUAAUGAUUCGAGGCUGAUUAUGGGUUGGGGUUGCGCUAUUAAGAAUCAGGGCAAGCUUUCGAUUACUUCGACUAGGAAUUCCAGGAAUUCUCCCUUGUACUGUCGUUGCAGUGGAAAUGACAAUAAUAUCAGCGGCAGUUGCAGUAAUAUUAGGUCUUCUUCUUCUCCUUCUUCUUUGGAAUGGGAUUGGAGUCGGUGGAGCCGCUAUUUCUCUGAAAUGGAACAGGCCGAGAGCUUUGCCUCUGUUCUCAAGUUUCAACUUGAAGAGGCCGUGGAGAAAGAAGAUUUUGAAGAAGCUGCAAAGUUGAAACUGGCUAUAGCUGACACUACACAAAAGGAUAGUGUUGCUGAAAUCAUGUCCCAGCUGAAGAGUGCAAUAGAGGAGGAGCGAUACCAAGAUGCAUCGAUGCUGUGUAAAUGCACAGGAAGUGGACUGGUGGGCUGGUGGGUGGGGUACUCUCAAGAUUCAGAGGAUCCCUUUGGCAGAUUAAUCCGUAUAACUCCUGGAGUUGGCAGGUUUAUUGGUAGGGGUUACAGUCCUAGACAGUUGGUUACUGCAUCGCCAGGAACUCCACUGUUUGAGAUUUUUGUUGUCAAAGAUGAUGAAGGGGGAUAUGUCAUUCAGGUAGCGUACUUGCAACGAUCCAAAGGAAAUUCAACAGUCUCAACAAGUCCACCAUCAGAACCUUCAAGUAGCCCGUCCACAUCCGGAGUUAAGAAUGAAACUGUUGUAGUCAUUCCUGAGAACGAAGUCACGAGGGAGCAAAAUGAGGAGAAGGGCACUGAUUUGGACGAAGCUACCGAGGAGGGAAUAAAGGGUGUGAUAAAUUUUUUGAAAGAUAAAAUUCCAGGAUUGAAAGUUAAAGUAAUGAAUAUCAAUGCUCCUGAGGAAGUCAUAGAGGAUGCUAACUCUGUUGAGCAUUUGAUGCAAGAAGAUAAUGAGAAAACAGGGACUAGUGGCAGUUCUGACGAUGAAAUGGACAAGUUGGAUGAGAUUCAGCCUGAGACGGUUUCGUUAGGAGAGAACAGUGAUGCCAGUGACGACGAAAAGGAUUUGGACAUGAAGCUUUAUAUCGGUGGGGUUGUACAUAACAGCGAAGAGGCUCCUACAAAGGAUGAGUAUGUUCGCCAUCCAGCUAAUAUUAAGGAUAUGGAUAGAGAUUCUUUUGUGCUGCAUAUUUCUGGAAGAGGCCUAGAUCUCGAUGCUGCAGAAGAUAAAGUCUCGAAGGUCAAAGUCGCAGCUUUAGCAGCCCAAGGUGUUUCCGAGCUUAUGCCAGCUGAUGUUGCCAAGGCAUUUUGGGGCGUCGAUAAGGUUUCGCCAAAGAUUUCGAGGAACGUUCGUGAGAUAGUCAAACUGGCUGUCAGUCAAGCACAGAAGCGGAGUAAACUAUCUGAAUAUACUACGUUCAAUCGGAUUAUCACAUCGAGGGGAGACCGAGAUCCAUUUGAUGGUCUCUACGUUGGUGCAUUUGGCCCUUAUGGCACUGAGGUGGUGCAGUUGAGGCGAAAAUUCGGACAUUGGAAUGAUGUGGAUGACAAGGACAAGCCUUCAGAGAUGGAGUUCUUUGAGUAUGUGGAAGCAGUAAAGCUGACUGGUGAUCUUAAUGUUCCUGCAGGCCAGGUCACUUUUCGAGCUAAAAUUGGGAGAGGAAACCGCUCUGCCAGCCGUGGAGUGUAUCCAGAUGAACUGGGAGUGGUUGCUAGUUAUAAAGGUCAAGGACGAAUAGCUGAAUUCGGGUUCCAAAAUCCACAAUGGGUUGAUGGAGAACUUCUCCAACUAAAUGGCAGGGGUAUCGGUCCAUACGUCAAAGGUGCAGAUCUCGGGUUCCUCUAUGUCGUUCCUCAGCAAAGUUUCCUCGUACUAUUCAACCGUUUGAAGUUACCGGAGUGAAGUAUGCUCGAUUCUCACCUCACGACCUGCUUCAAAUUCCCUUCUUGAAUUGAAAGAGUUGCAGUGCUUGCCUUGACAACAGGAAGAAAAUUCCAGCCUCAGUAACAAAAGGUUCAAGCAAAGAAGACUCUUCCAGCUAUGUAUCUAUCUCCCACUGCAUUUCUUCUUUCAGUAAAAAUUUUGAGUCUUUAAUAAUGUCUACUACCUUUUCCCCUGAGGUAUGUAUCAAAUUUUGAUGAUUUUAACAUAUAAUAGUGUGAUUCUGGAUGAGUUUUUGUGAGCA